This is a messenger RNA of Menidia menidia (Atlantic silverside), 2613 nucleotides long. The record is from the annotation of a GenBank genome assembly. NCBI's taxonomy places the organism in Eukaryota, Metazoa, Chordata, Actinopteri, Atheriniformes, Atherinopsidae.
AUGAAAGCCGAAAGAGCUUCAUUCAUGCCUUCCUGUGUCGAGAGCAGCAGCAGCGAGGCGGCUUUAAGACAAUCCGGGCAUCUCCGCAAGUCUGCGGAUGACAUCAUUGAUACUGUCAAUGCGGAGCAGCUGGGAGGGAAGGGGCUGGAUGGAGAGCCGGUGUGGAGGGGCUCAGUAACGCGCAGGAUUCGUGUUCCUUCACGUGACUGUGAACCGGGUCUGCCCGAGUCGAAACGCUCUGGAGCCAUGGAGCUGCGCGUGGGGAACAAAUACCGCCUCGGGAGGAAGAUAGGGAGCGGAUCCUUUGGAGAUAUCUAUCUCGGUUCAAACAUUGCUACCGGAGAGGAAGUAGCCAUCAAGCUGGAAUGUGUGAAGACCAAGCACCCACAGCUCCAUAUCGAGAGCAAAUUCUACAAAAUGAUGCAGGGCGGAGAAAUGAGAGUGUCAAUCAGUAGGAUUGAAUACAUCCACUCUAAGAACUUCAUCCACAGAGAUGUGAAACCCGAUAACUUCUUGAUGGGGCUCGGGAAGAAGGGCAAUCUGGUUUACAUCAUCGACUUUGGUCUGGCCAAAAAAUACAGAGACGCCCGAACGCACCAGCACAUCCCUUACCGUGAGAAUAAGAACCUCACUGGUACGGCCCGCUACGCCUCCAUCAACACCCAUCUCGGCAUCGAGCAGUCGAGAAGGGACGACCUGGAGUCUCUGGGCUAUGUUCUCAUGUACUUCAACCUGGGCUCUCUACCAUGGCAGGGGCUCAAGGCUGCCACCAAGAGGCAGAAAUAUGAACGUAUCAGUGAGAAGAAAAUGUCCACCCCCAUUGAGACCCUCUGCAAAGGAUACCCUACUGAGUUUUCGACCUACUUGAUCUAUUGCCGCUCCUUACGGUUCGACGACAGGCCAGAUUACUCAUAUCUGAGGCAGCUCUUCAGGAACCUGUUCCACAGACAGGGCUUCUCCUAUGACUAUGUCUUUGACUGGAACAUGCUGAAGUUUGGGGCCGGUAGGACAGCAGAUGAUAGGGAGAGGGAGAAGAAGGAAGGAAAAGAAGGGGAAGAACGAGCCGGUGGGGGUCAGAGGGGAGCCGGAGGCCGAGCUCCCCCGCCUGGGCCCAAUCCCUCGGCGGCCAACAGAGUCCGGAACGAGGUGGACCCCGCUUCCUCCAACCAGGCCACGCGUGGCGUCCAGCAGUCAGGUAACCGCUCGCCUCAGGCGGGGAGGGCAGAGAGGGCCGAGCGAGAACGGAAGGUGGCCAUGAGGCUUCACCGCGGGGCCCCCGCCAACGUCUCCUCCUCUGACCUCACCGCCCGCCUGGACCAGUCGCGCAUCACCGCGUCGCAGUGUCCUCUUCGUGAGGAAAUUCUAUACGCGGACAUGCCAACGCGACAAAUGGAGACCGUGAACGGGGAGAACACUAUCUGGACAUCGUCCUUGUGCCCUCCAUCCACUCCCACUGCGAUGGGGCCCAACAUAUCAUGGCUCCCUGAAGCCCCGCUUCUGGGCCCGGAGCAGCCGUUGUUCCUGAUGACUCCAGCAGCGCAAGCUGUGUCCGGCUUCUUUGUCUGGACUGCGCUCAUUCUCACCUGCCAUCAGAUCUACAUGCACCUACGUUUCUACAGCUCACCCAGGGAGCAGCGUCACAUCGUGCGGAUCCUCUUCAUCGUUCCCAUCUAUGCUUUCGACUCCUGGCUCAGCCUGCUCUUCUUCACCAAUGACCAGUACUACGUUUACUUUGAUACAGUCAGAGACUGUUACGAGGCAUUUGUAAUUUACAACUUUCUGAGUCUAUGCUAUGAAUAUCUGGGAGGAGAGAGUGCCAUCAUGGCAGAGAUCCGUGGAAAACCCAUAGAGUCCAGCUGCAUGUAUGGUACCUGCUGUCUGAGAGGAAAGGCCUACUCCAUCGGCUUCCUGAGGUUCUGUAAGCAGGCCACUCUGCAGUUCUGCGUGGUUAAGCCGCUCAUGGCUAUCAUCACUGUCAUCCUGCAGGCCAACGGCAAAUACAAGGAUGGAGAUUUUAAUGUUGCCGGCGGAUACUUGUACGUGACCAUCGUCUACAACAUCUCUGUCAGUCUGUCCCUGUACGCCCUCUUCCUCUUCUACUUCGCCACCAGGGAGCUGCUCAGCCCUUACAGCCCUAUGCUCAAGUUCCUCAUGGUCAAGUCGGUGAUCUUCCUCUCCUUCUGGCAGGGACUGCUGCUGGCCAUCCUAGAGAAAUGCGGGGCCAUUCCUCAGAUCAACUCUCUGGAGAUGUCUCUCGGCGAGGGCACGGUCGCCGCAGGCUACCAGAACUUCAUCAUUUGCGUGGAGAUGUUUUUCGCCGCGCUGGCCCUCCGACACGCCUUCACGUACAGAGUCUACAUGGACAAAAGUCUGGAUUCACGAGGCCGCUGCGCCCCGAUGAAGAGCAUAUCCAGCAGCCUGAAGGAGACCAUGAACCCAGGCGACAUGGUCCAAGAUGCCAUCCACAAUUUCUCCCCGGCCUACCAGCAGUACACCCAGCAGUCCACGCUGGAACAGGGGGCGCCGGCCCCCGUCUUCCGCACCCAAAAAAUCAUCGGCGUCCGCGGCGACACGGAGAAAACCCUCCUGCUCAGCUCAGACGAUGAAUUUUAG